AUGACAACUAUCCACACACUAGCAAUCGAGCCCAUGCGCACCUGGCUCAACAGCAUAAAAACAAACACAGCGAGCGGUGGCCAAUUGGCGCCGACUCGUAUGAAGGCAGGGUUCAAGCGCGGACAGACUCAGCUGUCUGGAAAGACGAGGAAGGGGAAGGGGGAUGUAGGUGGCCAAUUGGCAGUAGCGAUAGAGGUAGUAGAGGCAGAGCUCGGACGAGCUGAAUCCGGAUUCGACAUGAAGACAUUGGGACAUGAAGACCUGGAUACCCAACUUGGCUAUACUAUCGACCUCUUUGGACUUGUAUUUGGGGUGCACUGGGUAUCUGUGGCUACUCGACUCUCUUGGGCUCCUUGGCUAUCUGAAACUCUGGCAUUCUGGCACUCUGGCACUCUGGCGAUUCUCUGGUUCUGGUGGCUCUCUGACUUUGGCGACUCUCUGGUUCUGGUUUUAUCUCUGGGAUUCGAGACCUCAAGAUCCAAAGGCCCUGGAACCGAAGGACAGGUAGUAUCGGACGAACCAGGUGCAGUAUGUCCAACUUGA
This is a messenger RNA of Rhizoctonia solani, 543 nucleotides long. RefSeq lists its product as uncharacterized. The transcript is spliced from 3 exons. NCBI's taxonomy places the organism in Eukaryota, Fungi, Basidiomycota, Agaricomycetes, Cantharellales, Ceratobasidiaceae. The record is from RefSeq and is a predicted model, not a curated record. The coding region runs from base 1 to 543 and encodes 180 amino acids.